GGGACGUGGCCAGGCUGUGCCGGGCGGCCGUUAGAAGGGCGCGUCGCUCCCCUCCCCCCGCCGGGAUUAGAACCUCCUCGCUAAAACUGGGCUGCGCUGAGGCGGCGGCUUUAGCGCUGAGCCCCCCUCCUCCCCCGCAGCGCCGUGUCUGGCUAAAGCCGUGCUAAUCGCCCGUCCCUCCGCUCCUCUUCCUCUCUGCUCUAAUCCCCGGCCAUGGAGCCGCGGCGGCCGCGCUACUGCCCGCCGUCUUCGCCGCCGGGGCGGGAAAACAAGGGGCUCCGUCGGAAGGGCCCAGCGGAGACAGGCAGCGCCGGAGGCUCCCGGGAGGCGGCGGAUGCCAGGAAACCCAAAUUCCACUUAAACAUCAAGACACUGACAGAUGAUGUGUUGGAUAGAUUUGCCAGUAUAAGAAUUCCAGGAAGCAAGAAGGAAAGACCUCCACUACCGCAUAUGAAGCAGUCGUAUUCUACAGAUUGGUCAUCCACACCUAUGGAUGCAGAGGAUUUUGCUCCAAAACCCUUGUCAGAAAGAGAAAUCAUAGCACUGUUUGAAAAAAUGAUGGAAGAUAUGAAUUUAAAUGAAGACAAGAAGAUGCCAUUGAGAGAAAAGGAUUUUAAUACCAAAAAAGAAAUGGUUAUGCAAUAUAUUAGCACUGCUUCUAAGUCUGGAAGUCUCAAGAACAGUCGGAAGAUUUCACCUCAAGAGUUUAUUCACGAAUUAAAAUCUGGGUCAACAGAUGAAAGACUAGCCACUUGCUUAGAAUCUCUCCGUGUGUCCUUGACUAGUAAUCCUGUCAGCUGGGUCGAAAACUUCGGCCGAGAAGGUCUAGGGCUGCUGUUGGAUGUUUUGGAAAGAUUGGUUGAGACGAAAAACCAGGACAAACUUGUGAAGAGGAGUCAACAUAAGGUUAUACAGUGUUUGAGAGCCUUCAUGAAUAAUAAGUAUGGAUUGGAAAGAAUUUUGGGAGAAGAAAGGAGCCUUUUGUUACUGAUCAAAGCCAUUGAUCCCAAGCAAACUAACAUGAUGACGGAUAUAGUUAAACUCCUUUCUGCAAUGUGCAUUGUUGGAGAGGAAAACAUCCUUGAAAAAAUUUUGGAAGCUGUAACGGCAGCAGCCGAGGAGAAGAACGUCAAUAGAUUCUCUCCUAUUGUAGAAGGUCUUCAAGAUAACUCAGUUCAGCUGCAAGUAGCUUGCAUGCAGCUCAUCAAUGCUCUCGUUACAUCUCCUGAUGACUUGGAUUUUAGGCUUCAUAUCAGAAAUGAAUUUAUGCGCAGUGGACUGAAAGAGAUACUGCCACAAUUGAAAUGUAUAAAGAAUGAAGCAUUAGAUAUUCAGCUGAAAGUAUUCAAUGAGCAUAAGGAAGAGGACAUGAUCGAAUUCUCUCAUCGUUUAGAAGAUAUUAGAUCAGAACUAGAUGAAGUAAAUGAUGUUUACAACAUGGUGUGGAAUACAGUUAAAGACACUACCGCUGAAGGAUAUUUUCUUUCUAUCCUCCAACAUCUUUUGCUUAUAAGAAAUGAUUAUUUUAUACGUCCACAGUAUUUCAAAUUAAUUGAAGAAUGUGUGUCCCAGAUAGUGUUACAUCGAAGUGGAACAGACCCAGAUUUCUCAUAUCGUAAAAGAUUAGAUGUAAAUUUCAGCCACUUAGUAGAUAUUUGCGUAGAUAAAGCAAGAUUAGAAGAAUGUGAAGAGCGGGCUUCUGAACUUUCCAGAAAACUUGAAAAGGAUUUUGUAGCUCAUCAGGAGACUCAGGCCCUACUGCAAAAAAAAGAAGAAAGAAUCAAUGAACUUGAAGCAGAAUUACAAGCUUUUAAAUCACAGUAUGGCUCCUUGCCACCUGGAUUACUACCUUCAAUAUGUGGAGAUGCAUCUGUUGUUCCGCGGGAAGCUGCAGGACCACAUCAACUGCUGCCGCCACCACCUCCUCCACCGCUGCCUGCUAAUGGAGCAUUCCCACCACCACCGCCUCCCCCUCCUCCUCCACCACUUUUAAAUGGUUUGGGAAUUCCUUCGGCUUUUGGUGGUGCUCCACCACCACCACCACCUCUACCAGGCCUGCCUGGAGCACAGCGGACUCCACCUUCAUGUGCUUUGCCAUUUGGAAUGAGGCCUAAAAAAGAAUUCAGACCUGAAGUUACCAUGAAAAGACUCAACUGGUCAAAGAUUAGACCUCAGGAAAUGACAGAAUCCUGUUUUUGGGUUAAAGCACAAGAGGAGAAGUAUGAGAAUGCUGACAUGCUUUGCAAAUUGGAACUUAGGUUUUGUUGUCAAAAAAGGGUAAAAAAAGAGGAAGAGGAUUUUGAAGAAAAGAAAUCCAUUAAGAAACGAAUCAAAGAAUUAAAAGUUUUGGACCCAAAGAUUGCACAGAAUCUAUCAAUUUUCCUUGGCUCCUUCCGAGUGCCUUAUGAAGAAAUCAAAAUGAUGAUCUUGGAAGUAGAUGAAACACAGCUGUCAGAGUCCAUGAUUCAGAAUUUAAUAAAACAUCUUCCUGAACAAGAACAAUUGAAUGCAUUGUCCAAGUUCAAGAAUGAGUAUAAUAAUUUGUCUGAGCCGGAGCAGUUUGGAGUUGUGAUGAGCAAUGUGAAGAGACUACGGUCACGGCUCAGUGCUAUUCUUUUUAAGCUUCAGUUUGAGGAGCAGGUGAACAACAUCAAACCUGACAUCAUGGCUGUCAGUGCUGCCUGUGAAGAGAUAAAGAAGAGUAAAAGCUUUAGCAAGCUGCUGGAACUAGUAUUGUUAAUGGGAAACUACAUGAAUGCAGGUUCUCGGAAUGCACAAACCUUUGGAUAUAAUCUCAGCUCCCUAUGUAAACUGAAGGACACAAAAUCAGCAGAUCAAAAAACAACAUUACUCCAUUUUCUUGUGGAAGUGUGUGAAGAAAGCUAUCAGGAUGUCCUGAAUUUUGUUGAGGAUUUUCAGCAUUUAGAUAAAGCUAGUAAAGUCUCAGCAGAAAACCUGGAGAAGAGCCUGAAGCAUAUGGAGAGACAACUCCAACAGCUUGAGAAGGAUUUGCAUACUUUUCCAGUUCCUGAAGAUAAGCACGAUAAGUUUGUAGCAAAAAUGUCAAGCUUUCUAGUUCAUGCCAAAGAAGAUGUUCAGAAGGUUUCACGGAUGCAUGAGAACAUGGAAAAAAUCUAUCAGAAUGUGAUGGGAUAUUAUGCCAUUGAUCUGAAGAAAGUUUCAGUGGAAGAGUUUUUAACGGACUUAAACAACUUCAGGACAAUGUUCAUGCAAGCAAUAAAGGAGAAUAUGAGAAGACGGGAAGCAGAAGAAAAACAGAGGCGUGCUAAAAUAGCUAAGGAUAAAGCAGAAAAAGAAAAACAAGAGAGGCAACAGAAGAAAAAACGGUUGUUGGAAAUGAAAACGGAAGGUGAGGAAACUGGAGUGAUGGAUAGCCUAUUGGAGGCCUUGCAGUCAGGUGCAGCUUUUCGAGACCGAAGGAAAAGGACACCAAGGUCUAAAGACAUACCACAAAAUCUCAGUCCAACCACACAACGGCUUGUGCUGAAAGCUUGUAACCAUGGUACGCCUUGCUACAGUAGGUGGACAAAUAGUGCAUCUCCGGAAAUAGAACCAGAUACAACCACUAGAGAAAUCAUGUUCGCACCACAGUAUCAGUUUAAACCUGACAAGAAGCCCAGUCACCAAAGAAGCUACUUAUGAUACGGAAACAAGUUCUACACUGUGGAACAAGGCUGUUGGAAGAAAGGAAGCCUGUCAUGGAGAAGGCAACAAAGAAAAGAAAAUAGAUCGAAUCCUGUCUCCUUCUAAGGGAGAAGCCAUUCCAGAAGUAGAAGCUCUCCUGGCAAGAC
Molecule: messenger RNA, 3812 nt
Organism: Cuculus canorus (common cuckoo)
Lineage: Eukaryota; Metazoa; Chordata; Aves; Cuculiformes; Cuculidae
Gene: DIAPH3
Product: diaphanous related formin 3
Exons: 29
Coding region: 214-3663 (1149 amino acids)
Biological process (GO): actin filament polymerization; actin cytoskeleton organization
Cellular component (GO): actin filament; cytoplasm
Molecular function (GO): microtubule binding; actin binding; small GTPase binding
Source: RefSeq, a predicted model, not a curated record